ACGAAUUUAAACGAAACACUUCGGUGAUGUCCGAUAAACUUGUAUUCGAGAUCAUUCGCCUUGCACUAAAUUUUUGUUCUCUUUUUUCUGGUGCAGUAGGGUCGGAAGCAUUAAUAUUGCUGUGCUUUAUUUCGCGCUAAAAAGUGACGUCCAAGUCGGCAGUAAUGGCUACAGAGCAAGUCACUGACAUUCCUGACGAUAUGGAAUCUGUGGAAGAUGAGGAAGAUGGGGACCAUGAGGUGGCGAAACAAAUUACUUUCCCAAAUAUGCUAACUACUUUAAAAACGCAGCGCCACACUGAGAUGUUAGCUGCACUACCUCCCGCUGUUAAAAAAAGGGUCAAAGCACUAAAAAACCUGCAGUUGGAGGUCACCAAAAUAGAGGCAAAUUUUUUUAAGGAAGUCAAUGAUUUAGAAUGCAAAUAUCAUCGCAUGUAUGUUCCGUUUUAUGAAAAAAGAAACACCAUUGUAAAUGGAGAUUAUGAACCUACCGAAGAAGAAUCUCAGUGGUCUUCAGAAGAUGAAGAGGACCUUCCCAGUGCUGUUAAGGAGAAAGUGAAAAUUACCGAAGGAGAAAAAAAUAAUAAGGAAGCAACCAAUGACAAAGGCAUUCCUGAAUUUUGGUUAACUAUUUUCAAAAACUGCAAUUUACUCUCUGAAAUGGUCCACCCCCAUGACGUGCCAAUCAUGAAGCAUUUAACUGAUAUAAAAACAAUAUGUCGAGAGGAUCCCAUGAGUUUCACCUUAGAAUUUCACUUCUCUCCAAAUGAAUAUUUUACUGACAAAAUCUUAACAAAGGAGUAUUUAAUGAAAUGUUCACCAGAUGAAGAUGACCCAUUUAGCUUUGAAGGUCCAGAAAUCUAUAAAUGCAUUGGUUGCACCAUUAACUGGAACAAAGGCAAAAAUGUCACCAUAAAAACUGUCAAAAAGAAGCAAAAACAUAAGAGCCGGGGUGAUGUUCGAGUAGUCACAAAAACUGAACCUAACGAUUCGUUUUUCAAUUUCUUUUCGCCUCCAUCUAUCCCAGAUGAUGUGAGACAAGAUGAUGUGGAUGAGGAAUUGAAAAAUCUACUUACAAGCGAUUUUGAAAUUGGUCACUAUAUAAGGGAAAGAGUUGUUCCAAGGGCUGUGCUGUUUUUCACUGGUGAAGGUAUUGAAGAUGAGGAAGACUUUGAAGAGGAAGAGGAGGAUGAAGAUGAUGAGGAGGAGGAGGUAGACUCUGAUCAUAAACAAGCUUCUGAGAAUUGUAAACAGCAGUAAACUAUUUUUUUUGCAAUCUUUAUUUUUGGAGUAUAUUAUUAAUUAUUAAACUGAGCAAAAAAAUAAAAUUUGUAAAAUAUCAAAAUUUCCUCCUUUUUUUAUUCAUUUGUCGCUUUUAGUGUUGUAUUGUUUAUAUCUAUUAUUUUUUGGAAAUAGUUAAUACUGGAAAAUUGGUUUUAAAAAAUUCUAAGUUAAUUGUAAGACGAAAUAAAAACGAGUUUUUUAAAAACGGUAUU
Messenger RNA from Cylas formicarius (sweet potato weevil), 1495 nucleotides. RefSeq names its product nucleosome assembly protein 1-like 1-B. Gene Ontology annotation, cellular component: nucleus; chromatin. The transcript is spliced from 4 exons. The record is from RefSeq and is a predicted model, not a curated record. Lineage: Eukaryota; Metazoa; Arthropoda; Insecta; Coleoptera; Brentidae. The coding region runs from base 165 to 1259 and encodes 364 amino acids. Gene Ontology annotation, biological process: nucleosome assembly. Gene Ontology annotation, molecular function: chromatin binding; histone binding.